ACAACAUGUUAAAAGGCAUUCCCAGCUACCUACAUCUUUCACCCUGUCUGCUCCAGCUGGCCAGCUUCAGUGCCUCUGUGUCUCAGAGCUUGAGGAUGGGGAUUUGGGUUGGCUUAGCUUGUGCUUGCGCUGUGAUUGCUCUCCAGUGUCUUGCCGCACCUCUACUGCAGCUCAAGGGAGAAAACGUAAUAUCACGUGAGGAUGGAAAAACCCAAAAUGACUUGAUUCUAGCAGAUAAAUACCUUCAACUCUUCUACAGUUUUCAGGCAGGACCAACCAGCCGUAGGAAGAGAAGUCACCCCUCGUUCUCCUCCAAACUUAAGGACAUGCAGAGCUUUUUCAGGCUUAAUCAGACUGGCAGCCUGAAUCCUGAAACACUGGCUGUAAUGAAGACACCCAGGUGUGGUGUCCCUGACAUUCAGGAUUAUGUUUCCAACCGAGGCAACAGGUGGAAAAAGACUGUAAUCUCUUACAGGGUUGGGAGGUAUACCAGUGACUUACCCGUAACAACAGUAGACUCCUUGAUUGCUUCAGCUCUGGAUGUGUGGGCGAAGGCCAGUCCUUUAAGGUUCUUCAGGUCACAUUCUCAGCAGGCAGACAUCGUGGUGGAGUUUGCCACCAGGAACCAUGGUGAUUCGUUCCCCUUUGAUGGACCCAGAGGCACACUGGCCCAUGCUUUUGACCCAGGAGAGGGCAUUGGAGGAGAUGUUCAUUUUGAUGAUGAUGAACUUUGGACCGCAGGUUCUAAUGGGUUUAAUCUGUAUCUAGUUGCAGCACAUGAGUUUGGACACGCUUUGGGUUUGAGGCAUUCUCAAAACCCGGAGUCCCUCAUGUAUCCCACUUACAAACUCCGAAAACCACACAACCUGCUUUCCAGUGAAGAUAUCAUUAACAUCAACACACUUUAUGGACCAAGCAUUCAAAGGCCUUAUUAUCCAAGGCUGAGUUGGAGCUAUCCCUUCAAUCCAUGGUAUACUGGCUCUUAUUUCCCCAUGGGAUUAAAGGAUAAAUGUAAUCCUGAUCUAUCUUUUGAUUCUGUUACUACUUUGGGUGAUGCCAUUCUCUUUUUUAAAGGCAGGUAUCUAUGGAUCAAGCACAAUAACAAAAAUGACAUAAAGGAGGGCCCCAUCAACAACUUCAUGCCAAACAUCAAUUCGAAGAUUGAUGCUGCCUACUGGGUUCCACAACGUUCAACAGCCUACCUCUUUAGUGGGUCCGACUUCUGGACAGUGAAAGGGUCUCAGGUGAAAGGCCGACGUAAAAACAUCAGCAGCCUCGGAUUCCCAGCUUGGGUGGAGCGAAUAGAUGCUGCAUUGCAUGUUCACAAAACUGUCUACACCUUAUUCUUCACUCAGAACCUGUACUGGAGAUACAAUGAGAGCCAAAAGGUCAUGGAGGACUCUUACCCACGCAGCAUCUCAGAUGAUUUCCCAGGCAUUAACAAGACCAUAAGUGCAGCUGUUCAUAAAUAUGGUUUCCUGCAUUUCUUUCUGGGACCAGAGGUGUACAAAUAUGACAUGAAACUGAAGAAAGUUAUUGGAGUUAGCAAGGCAAAUUCCUGGCUUGGGUGUUAAUGAAUAAAGAUGCCUCAUAGUUUCAGACAACUCCACCCUCAGAUCAGCUUUGAGAAAUGCUCAUAAAUGGGAGGGACACUUUGGACUAUUUGAGAAGGAAAGAGAGUGGGUGCUACAAAAGUUGGAGCUGAAGUUAAAGUUUCUUUGAAAACAUCUUGCAUCACAUCAGAUACUGAAUACUGAAACUCAUUUCAAUAUUAUUUCAUUGUGCUGUACAACACCCAGCUGAUCAGUGAUAUCUUGGACAUGUUUUGAGAAAAAAGGGGGACUCAUAAGGGAUAGAUACAAAAGAAAAAAUACUACAUUGUUCUUGCAUUUUAUCCCCUGAUGUCCACCUAAAAUAUGUUUCCUUUAUGUACAAAAACAGAUCACAAUUCAUUUUUACAAGACCAUUUUCCCACUUCUCUUCAUCCCUUAGAAUUAAACAGGCUGUUUUAGUUG
Messenger RNA from Colossoma macropomum (tambaqui), 2015 nucleotides. RefSeq names its product matrix metallopeptidase 20b (enamelysin) (gene mmp20b). Gene Ontology annotation, molecular function: metalloendopeptidase activity; zinc ion binding. The transcript has 10 exons. Gene Ontology annotation, cellular component: extracellular matrix. The record is from RefSeq and is a predicted model, not a curated record. NCBI's taxonomy places the organism in Eukaryota, Metazoa, Chordata, Actinopteri, Characiformes, Serrasalmidae. The coding region runs from base 6 to 1574 and encodes 522 amino acids. Gene Ontology annotation, biological process: extracellular matrix organization; amelogenesis; proteolysis.